GGGUCACAGGCCAGAGGGAGGAAGGAAGCCAACUGAAGUGUGUGAGUGGGUGGGUUUUGCCUGCAGCCUUGCACCCAGGGCAAAGGGUUCGUUUGGAGGGUGGAGGAAGAAGAGCCAAGGACAGUCCCUUUCUGCCCCCAUCGCUUCUCCUUCCUCUUGCCUAUGUCAGCUGUGUUAUCUUCAAAACCACCCCUCCCCAAUCCAUUACCCAACCCUCACCCAGAGUGUGUUGUUUGAUUUGGGACAGGAAGACAGAAGUUCGUGUGGGCCACUUAGAGUUCAGGCUCCUAUCUCGGCCCCACCCCCUCAGUCAGGGCUGAUCCCUGGCCCCCUCCAGCCCCACUCCACCCAGCCCUCUGCCCUUGGCCAAUUGUCUUCACCAUGACCCAUCAUGCCUCUGCCUGGCUACACCACACAGAGACUGGGACCCUCCAACCAGAGAAAGGCACCCAGCUCCUGUCUGUUCAUUUUUAUAUCUCCUGUUCUGCAUUCAGAAUCAAGAACCCGACGAUUGGCCAGGGACUUCUAGCCAUGGAGGUCUUCAUUAUUUUGACCCUGUUUAGUGCUCUGGUGACAGGCACGCAUGGAGGUGGGACUGGGAGUGAGGGUGAGGGAGACAGAGGGUGUAAACCCAGCCUGUAUCCCCGCUGCCCAUCCGAAUCCCCCAGUGCCCAGCCCUGGACCCAGCCUGGCCAGAGCCAGCUCUUUGCAGACCUGAGCCGAGAGGAACUGACUGCUGUGAUAAGCUUUCUGACUCAGCACCUGGGCCCUGGGCUGGUGGAUGCAGCUCAGGCCCAGCCCUCGGACAACUGUGUCUUCUCAGUGGAGUUGCAUCUGCCCCCCAAGGUGGCAGCCCUGGCCCACCUGGACAGAAGGAGCCCCCCACCUGCCCGGGAGGCAUUGGCCAUCAUCUUCUUUGGUGCACAAGCCCAGCCCAACGUGAGUGAGUUGGUGGUGGGGCCACUGCCCCACCCAUCCUAUGUGCGGGAUGUGACCGUCGAACGUUACGGAGGGCCCCUGCCCUACCACCGACGGCCUGUGCUGGCCCGAGAGUACCUGGACAUAGACCACAUGAUCUUCAACAGAGAGCUGCCCCAGGCUGCUGGGCUUCUCCACCACUGUUGCUUCUACAAACCCAAAGGAAGAAAUUUGGUGACAAUGAACACAGCUCCCCGUGGUCUCCAGUCAGGGGACCGGGCCACCUGGUUUGGCCUCUACUACAACAUCUCAGGGUCUGGAAUAUUCCUGCACCCUGUGGGCUUGGAGCUGCUGGUGGACCACAAGGCUCUGGACCCUGCCCACUGGACCAUCCAGAAGGUAUUCUACCAAGGCCGCUAUUAUGACAGUCUGGCCCAGCUGGAGGACCAGUUUGAGGCAGGCCUGGUGAAUGUCAUAACGAUCCCAGAUAAUGGCACUGGUGGGGCCUGGUCCCUCAAGUCCCAGGUGCCCCCCGGUCCCUCUCCCCCUCUGCAGUUCUACCCCCAUGGUCCCCGCUUCAGUGUCCAGGGGAGUCGGGUGUCCUCCUCAUUGUGGACUUUCUCCUUUGGUCUUGGAGCUUUCAGCGGCCCAAGGAUCUUUGAUGUUCGCUUCCAGGGGGAGAGGGUUGCCUAUGAAGUCAGCGUCCAGGAAGCCUUGGCUGUCUAUGGUGGCAAUUCUCCUUCUGCUCUGCGAGGCCGAUACACAGAUAGUGGCUUUGGGUUGGGCCACUUCUCCACGCCCCUGACCCGUGGGGUGGACUGCCCCUACCUGGCCACCUAUGUGGACUGGCACUUCCUUUUGGAGUCCCAGGCCCCCAAGACACUACGCGAUGCCUUUUGUGUAUUUGAACAGAACCAGGGCCUCCCCCUGCGGCGACACCACUCCGAUUUAUACUCUCACUACUUUGGGGGCCUCACGGAGACAGUGCUGAUUGUCAGGUCUGUGUCCACCAUGCUCAACUACGACUAUGUGUGGGAUAUGGUCUUCCACCCCAAUGGGGCCAUCGAAAUCAAGUUCCAUGCCACGGGCUACAUCAGCUCAGUGUUCCUUUUUGGUGCAGCCCGGAGGUACGGGAACCAAGUUGGGGAGCACACACUGGGCACCGUUCACACUCACAGCGCCCACUUCAAGGUGGAUCUGGACAUAGCAGGACUGGAGAACUGGGUCUGGGCUGAGGACAUGGCCUUUGUCCCCACUGCGGUGACCUGGAGCCCCCAGCACCAGAUACAGAGGCUGCAGGUGACCCGGAAGCUGCUGGAGACCGAGGAGCAGGCCGCCUUCCCCCUGGGAGGGGCGGCCCCUCGCUACCUGUACCUGGCCAGCAACCACAGCAACAAGUGGGGUCACCCACGGGGCUAUCGCAUCCAAGUGCUUAGCUUUGCUGGGGAGCCGCUGCCCCAGAGCAGCUCCAUGGAGAGAGCCUUUAGUUGGGGCAGGUACCAACUGGCUGUGACCCAGAGGAAGGAGGAGGAGCCCAGUAGCACCAGCAUCUACAAUUUAAAUGACCCUUGGACCCCAAUUGUGGACUUCACAGACUUCAUCAACAAUGAGACCAUUGCAGGGAAGGACUUGGUGGCCUGGGUGACAGCUGGCUUCCUGCAUAUCCCACAUGCCGAGGACAUUCCCAACACGGUGACUGUGGGCAAUGGUGUAGGCUUCUUCCUUCGACCCUACAACUUCUUUGAUGAGGACCCCUCCUUCAACUCUGCCGACUCCAUCUACUUCCGGGGGGACCAGGAUGCGGGGGCCUGUGAGGUCAACCCCCUGGCUUGCCUCCGUCAGACUGCUGCCUGUGCGUCGGACCUCCCUGCCUUCUCCCACGGGGGCUUCUCUCACAGCUAGUUGAUCCCUGGGAUGGGGAGUCUUGUCAGGGACCCCAGGGCCAGGGUGUGACAGAGAUAAUCUCAUUCAUCUGCCCAAGAGACUUAUGUGUCCUUUUUUUAUUUGACAAGUUCUUCCAUACCCCUGCCACAUGUUAGGCCCCUUUUCAUUCUAUAGUAAUAAUCAUAGUAAUAAAUAAAAUUGCCUUCAUAGUCCUGUCAUGGUGGAUGAGGGGCUCUCUCUGGUCCCACAUAGCUCCCACUGCCAGUCCCAAGAGACCAGCAUUCGGUCUUUGCGUUUCAUAAAACUAUGUCUAUUCAAGAAACGGAGAUGGAUGUAGGUUAAAAUGGGAAUGGGUUUGGAGAAAGGACUGGGGCCAGGAACCAGGUGGAGAUGAGAGUGAGGAGGAUUGUGCAGCCCCUUCUGGCCUCUCCAUCUACUUUGCUCCAUCUAUCUUGAAGCAAAGAAGAUUUCAUUCAUUCAUUCAUCAAACAUUUCUGGGGCUGUUCCUGAAUGCCAUAUUUGCACUGACACACUAAAGUAUCAUAAUAUCCUUGCCCUUGAGGAGCUCAGAAUCUGUACUGGAGGAAGGCCUUUCGGUAAACGAUUAAAAUGCAUUGCAAUAAGAGCUAUGACAGAUGAAAGGCAUACAGAGCAGGAGCCUUCAAACACCUGUGGGUGUCUGGGAGGGCUUUAUGGAGGCAGUGAAAAUUAUUUGUGCAUGUGUUUAAUUUUAUUAAUUUAUUCAUAUGAAUAGGUAACACAUUCACAUGUUCAAAAUCCUACACGUACAAAAAGGUACAUAUCUGGUGAUGGUUGCACACCUCUGUGAAUGUACUUAAAACCAAUGAAUUGUAUGCUUUAAAUGGGUGAAUAAUACGUUAUGUGAAAUAUAUCUCAAACAGCUUUUUUUUUCUAAUUUUUAUUGUGCUUUAAGUGAAAGUUUACAAAUCAAGUUAGUCUCUCACACAAAAACCCAUAUACACCUUGCUACACGCUCCCAAUUUCUCUCCCCCUAAUGAGACAGCCUGCUCUCCCCUCCACUUUCUCUUUUUGUGUCCAUUUCACCAGCUUCAACCAAACAGCUUUUUAAUCAAUCCAUAAGGGUACACGUCUCUCCAUCCCACUUCUGCCUGCUGGUCUCCAAGCUCUGCUCCCUGAAGUCAACCGAUAUUAUGAAUUUAUUGUAUAUUUUUGUUGUUGAUGUUGUUAGGAGUGGGGAGUAAAAUUUGAAGUGGUUAAGGAGUUGAAUUUAGUCUAGUGGGGAAGUGGGGAGCAGUGUUCCUGGCAGAGAUAUGGGCACAAAGGCUGUGGUCCUGUAGUAUGUUCAGGAACAGUGAGUGCUGGCACAUGGAAUGGGGUGGUGGAAUGGUAGGAGGUGAAGAUGGAAAGGUUAAAUGGGGUCAGAAUGAGCAGAGCCUCGGAUACCAUGUGGAGCCGUCUGGACUUUAUUCUUAAGCUGCAAUAAGUCAAAUCUUUAAGUUGUAUUCUCUUUUUUCACAUAACAUUCCAUCAUAACCAUUUUUACAGGUUGCCGUGUAACCCUCAAAAGGAUGAUUUUUAGAGGAUAAGUGGUACUCUAAGUUGAUAGUAAACUAAUCAUUUCCCCUUGGGCAACAGGUUGGUUCCAAAUUGCUGUCAAGUGGAAGAAUGACCCCCAUUGGAUCUUGGCUUUGGACAAUGGCUUUUACGUGGUAGACUCACAGACUCGGAGCUAAAAGGGUCUUAGGGAUUCAUCUGGAGUCCAUCCUUAGGUCUUCUAUCACCUUGAGAAAGGUAUCUGAAUCACUCAAAAGAUUUUUAGACUUUGGUAGUUUUUGCUGACUCUGGAAGGUCCUUCCUCAGACCUACUUGCUACACAUCAAAAGAACUAUUUGAAAACAUUCAGGUCCAGCUGUGCUCUCUCCAUCUUUUGACUUAGAAAAGUGCCCAACCACCCUCUUGCUGUACUUGGUCAAAUGACAACCAAAUGUCUGGGGUGGAGCACUCUGGAGACUCAAGAGAA
Molecule: messenger RNA, 4804 nt
Organism: Loxodonta africana (African savanna elephant)
Lineage: Eukaryota; Metazoa; Chordata; Mammalia; Proboscidea; Elephantidae
Product: amine oxidase [copper-containing] 3-like
Exons: 4
Coding region: 382-2820 (812 amino acids)
Biological process (GO): amine metabolic process; response to antibiotic
Cellular component (GO): endoplasmic reticulum; plasma membrane; Golgi apparatus
Molecular function (GO): primary methylamine oxidase activity; copper ion binding; quinone binding
Source: RefSeq, a predicted model, not a curated record